Austrofundulus limnaeus is the source of this 1560-nucleotide messenger RNA. It is a transcript of the gene arhgef6, whose product is annotated as Rac/Cdc42 guanine nucleotide exchange factor (GEF) 6. NCBI's taxonomy places the organism in Eukaryota, Metazoa, Chordata, Actinopteri, Cyprinodontiformes, Rivulidae. The record is from RefSeq and is a predicted model, not a curated record. Gene Ontology annotation, biological process: lamellipodium assembly. Gene Ontology annotation, cellular component: lamellipodium; cytoplasm. Gene Ontology annotation, molecular function: protein binding; guanyl-nucleotide exchange factor activity.
CUUUUUGCCAGUAGGGGUGAUCAUCAGUUCUGCAUGUUGUAACUGCGCCGUCCCCCCUACUACCGCCUCUUUUUUUUUUUUUUUUUACUUGCAGAAGUGCGGAUGUGAUUCGCAUAUUGAUACGGAACAGGCCGCCACUUUUAUUAUUUUUUUUAGCAAUGCGGACUUAGGCAAUGAUCAAUUUGUGGAGCUAUGAAUCCCGAGGAGCAAACGGUAACGUGGUUGAUCUCGUCAGGAGUGCUCAGCUCGCCUAAGAAGAACAUAGCGGACCCGGAGGAGUUUUUGAAAACCUCGCUGAAGGAUGGGGUCGUCCUGUGCAAGCUCACAGAGCGGUUCAUACCUGGUUUCACUCCGAAGUACUGYCAGGAUCCCAGAACUGAAGCCGACUGCAUUUCCAAUAUCAAGGAGUUUUUAAGAGGAUGUUCGUCUUUGAAAGUAGAGGGCUUUGAACCAGAGUGGUUAUACACUGGAGAGAACUUUGGCAAGGUCCUGAAUACGCUGCUAGCUGUCAACUUUGCCACACAAGAUUGUGCCACUGAGCGAUGCCCUCAGUCCGGUUCAUCCUCUCCUAAUCAGGCGACGUCCUCACACACACUGUCCUCCAUCAAGUCCAAAGGGUCUCUGCGCAGACAGUCCAAAUCAACGGAAAUGUCUGAGAACUGUGGAGGCGGGCAGCUGAUGGUGAAGGCCCGCUUCAACUUCAAGCAGAACAACGAGGAUGAGCUGUCGUUCAGUAAAGGCGACUUGAUCCUGGUGACACGGCAGGAGGAAGGAGGGUGGUGGGAGGGCACGCUGAACGGCAGGACGGGCUGGUUCCCCAGUAACUAUGUCCGGGAGGUCAAAUCCUGCGAAAAACCUUUGUCACCAAAAGCUCAGCUGACCAAAAACUACUACAGUGUGGUGGUACAGGACAUCUUGGAGCAUGAGCGGGAGUUUGUUAAAGAGUUACAAACAGUGCUGACUUGUUACCUGCAGCCCCUGCAAGCCAGCGACAAGUUAAGUAGUGCUGACAGCACCACCCUGUGUGGAAACCUGGAAGACAUCCUCACCUUCCAGCAGGGACUUUGUUUAGCUUUGGAGGAAUGUACCAAAGUCCCUGAGAGUCAGCAGCGAGUGGCAGCCUGCUACUUAAACCUGAUGAACCAGAUAAAGAAUUUGUACCUGACUUACUGUUCCAGCCACCCCUCAGCUGUUUCCAUCCUCACUGAUCACAGUGACGAGCUAGAAAAGUUCAUGGAGAGCCAGGGAACGAGUGCCUCAGGAGUCCUGUCCCUGACCAUCAGCCUCAGUAAACCCUUCAUGAGGCUCGACAAAUACCCGACUCUGCUCCAGGAGCUGGAGAGGCACGUGGAGGAAGCUCACCCAGACUAUACUGACAUCGUAAAGGCAACAGCAGCAUUCAAGAGCUUAGUGACCCAGUGUCAGGACUUACGGAAGCGCAAGAAUCUGGAGCUGCAGAUCUUAUCAGAACCAGUGCGAGGCUGGGAGGGAGACAGCAUGAAGAGCCUGGGUCAUGUGAUCUACAUGUCCCAGGUCCAUGUAAGAAGUGGUUGCAGCGAG